Messenger RNA from Diatraea saccharalis (sugarcane borer), 1986 nucleotides. The record is from the annotation of a GenBank genome assembly. NCBI's taxonomy places the organism in Eukaryota, Metazoa, Arthropoda, Insecta, Lepidoptera, Crambidae.
UUCAACAGAAAAUAAGAAAGCUAUUUAAAUUAAAAAGAUGGGAUAAAUAUAUAUACAUCCUCCUUCACAAAAAUCUAAUAUUAAAUAUUUGGUAACGACAUUAAAUUAAUACAUUCAAUAAACUUAUUUGGGAAAAAUAAGAGCUUUAUCGCAUUUGUUUGUAUCAUAUUAAUAAAGAACUAAUUGGGUACACUUUAUUUUUUGAUAACAUUGACAUUGGUAAUGACAUCGAUCAUCUUCUAGAGAAAGAACUUAUUUAAACACAACUAAAAAAUUACAUUUUGCUAUAGGCACGAUGAAAAGACGUUUUUUAGACUAACUAAAAUGCAUGAACGGGUGAACGGAUUAGGCUUAUUUUUUAAAUACUCGCUAAUAAGGUUAAGUAAGGCCCUUUAAGCUUCAAUAAGGUUUAAUGAUAAAAAAUAUGAAGGAAUUGUAAGAAAAAUAGUAAAACAAAAGUUUUUAUUUUUCAUUUUACUCUGUUAUCUGUCAUACUCAGAAAUCAGAAACUCAGAAAUCAAUUAAUGUUAAUAUCUGAAUGCACCCUGUGUAACAGAUAUGAAUAGUAAUUUAUUUCAACUUAUUAAAUUCAGAGACGUUUACCGGGACAUCUAGACUGGAAUAAAUAACAAUAUUUUUGACAAAUUCCAUAAUUUUUGUCAGUUCGCAACAAUAACAUCUCUAAUAAUAGAAUUUUCUGAAAAUAUUGAUAGUGCUAUUUUAAUAAUUAAAUUAACAAACAUUAUAAUAACAAAAUUUAUAUUUCCACAUAAAUUGAAAAUAACCGAACAUAUUAGCGGUGAAAGAAACUCAGUACAAAAAGAAAUCAUGUCACAAAAAUGCAUUACGCAAAAAAAAGAACUCUAAUCUUCACAUAUUUAUUGGGAAAAGAAGGUUCAUUAUAAACUAGAAUGAGUUUUGUAACAUAGCUGUGAGAGCGCAUAUAUAUAUGAGGGGAAGCUCUGUCUGUUCAUUCGUAGCUUCAACUUCGACCCGCCACAACAUAUUCAUAAUGAUGAAGCUGUUCUUGAUCUCCGCUCUCUUCGGCAUUGCCGCCGCUGGCUACGCAGCCUACCCUGAGCAGUCGAACCGUCCUCAGGCGUCCUUCGAGAAGAAUGCCAGGAUCAUCGCCCUGGACUCUGAUGUGAAGGAGACCUCGUUCAGAUACAACUACGAGACCGAGAAUGGUAUCAAGGCUGAAGAACAAGGACAGGAGGUUAACGGAAUCGAGGCUCAAGGUGGUUUCCAGUACACCGGUGAUGAUGGUCAGAUCUACUCUAUUAGCUACGCAGCUGGGGAGGGUGGUUUCCAACCCCAAGGAGCUCAUCUGCCUACUGCCCCACCCACGCCUGAGGCUAUCCUGAAAGCUUUGGAACAAAACGCUGCUGAUGAAGCCGCUGGUAUUGUUGAUGAUGGUCAAUACAACCCAUCCAAAUACGGUGACGCCAGCGCUGGAUUCGGUCAACAACAACAGAAUUACGCCCAUGCCCAAGCCUCCGCUGGCUUCAGACAACCCUACAAGUACUAAGCACUGAACAUUUAGAAUUAUAUUACCUAAUAGAAAACAAGUGAUUUAUAUUAAUUUAAAAAUAUCAUCAUUAGCACCUUUGAAUAUUACUGUUCCUUUAUCAUAAGAACCAUCAUACAUAUUUGAUUUAGUUUCUACAUUCAUUACAGUUUUGAUUGCAUGUUUAGCUAGUAAGAAAAUUUUUGAAUUUUAUAAAGGAACAUUUGCAGGGUUUCAUUCUUAUGUGUCAUUGUUACUUGUACUUAGGGUGUAAAUUUUGUUUCUAUUGUUAAUAUCAUCUAUUCGUUGGACUGGAUCGCUAAAAUACUUUAAAUGCAGUAAGCGACAAUUGUGAUAAUUUUUGUGAUAUCAGUUCAGCGAAACUAUAAAUUACUUACAAGAAAAGUCUACGAAUGAUUUUAGUGUCGACGCAAUAGUUAUGUUGUUUAUCGGUGAGAGUUUUGGAAAUGUAUUUUUUA